Hypanus sabinus (Atlantic stingray) is the source of this 4152-nucleotide messenger RNA. It is a transcript of the gene onecut1, whose product is annotated as one cut homeobox 1. The record is from RefSeq and is a predicted model, not a curated record. Lineage: Eukaryota; Metazoa; Chordata; Chondrichthyes; Myliobatiformes; Dasyatidae. Gene Ontology annotation, cellular component: nucleus. Gene Ontology annotation, biological process: regulation of transcription by RNA polymerase II. The transcript is spliced from 3 exons. Gene Ontology annotation, molecular function: RNA polymerase II cis-regulatory region sequence-specific DNA binding; DNA-binding transcription factor activity, RNA polymerase II-specific. The coding region runs from base 370 to 1914 and encodes 514 amino acids.
GCAGCGACUGCUCGGGGGGCCAAAGACAAGCGAAGUGUGGACCAAACACACACAGUGAAGAUAUGGCUGCAGAGGCGGCGAGGGACCGGAGCGGGCUGGCACCGCGGCUACAGGCGUUCUAAGCAACGAAUUUACCAACAACAAAAAAAUAGAAUUGGUGGGAGGGAGGAACGGGAGGGGAGCCUUACAGUAAAGCAAGAGAGAGAAGGAAGUCGGGGCAAAAGUCUUGGGGUUGCUGGGGGGGAACAAUAGACCAAAUCGGGAGUAAUAAAUGAAUGAAUGAAAUGCAAAGUACAAGUGACCACCUUGAUGUGGAGAUCUCCCAGGGACACGCCAGAUAGAUGUCUGGUGUAAAACCGUGCGCCGACCAUGAACGCUCAGCUGACGAUGGAGAACCUGGGCGAUUUGCAUGGGGUGCCUCAUGAACCGGUGCAGCCGGGAGACCUGCUGAGUAGCCCCAGCCCGCACAGCCGCUCGAUCGGCCAUCGGAAUCUGCCGGUGCACGCUCGCUCCAUGGUGUCCAGCAUGGCUUCGAUCCUGGACGGUCCCGGAGACUACCACCGGCCCCCGGACCACGCGCUGGCCGCCCCGCUGCACCCGACCAUGACUAUGGCUUGCGAGACGGUGCCGGGGAUGAGCAGUACGUACACCACGCUGACCCCUCUGCAGCCGCUGCCCCCCAUCUCCACCGUGUCCGACAAGUUCCCUCACCACCACCACCAUCACCACCAGCGGCUGGCCGGCAACGUGAGCGGCAGCUUCACCUUGAUGAGGGACGACAGAGGCUUGACUUCAAUGAACAACCUGUACAGCCACUAUCACAAGGAUAUGACCGGCAUGGCCCAGAGCCUUUCCCCGCUCUCCGGCUCCCCUCUCACCAACGGCCUGGGCACCAUCCACAACUCCCAGCACGGUCUGCCGCCUUACGGGCACUCUGCACCCAUGCCCGCCGACAAGAUGCUGACCCCGAACGGCUUCGACGGCCACCCGGGCAUGCUAGGCCGGGCGGAGCAGCACCUGAGCCGGGGGCUCAGCCCUCCCUCCGUGGGCAUGGUGCCUAUCAACGGUCUGCACCACCACCCCCACGUCCAUCCGCACGCACAGGGCCACGGGCAGGUCCUGGGCUCGGCCAGGGGCGAGCAGCCGCCCCCUUCCUCCAACGGGUCGCAGGCGGGCGGCGGAGGAGGAGGAGGUGGGGGUGGAGGUGGAGGAGGAGGUGGCGGCGGGUCAAGUCAGCUGGAGGAGAUCAACACCAAGGAGGUGGCGCAGAGGAUCACCACCGAGCUCAAGCGCUACAGCAUCCCGCAAGCGAUCUUCGCGCAGCGGGUGCUGUGUCGCUCGCAGGGCACUCUGUCCGACUUGCUGAGGAACCCGAAACCUUGGAGUAAGCUCAAGUCGGGCCGGGAGACCUUCAGGCGCAUGUGGAAGUGGCUGCAGGAGCCCGAGUUCCAGCGAAUGUCGGCCCUCCGCUUGGCAGGGAGCCAGAUUGGGAGACAAAAUGAUGCCAGGUACAGGGCACCCACAACCUGGCAGCUUUACUCGAGAGAGUUGGGCGAAUUCCUGGAUAGGGAGAGAACCGAAGAAGUGGACGUGGACUUGGAGGCAGAUGGUUCUAGACAAGCGUGCAAAAGAAAAGAGCAGGAGCACGGUAAAGAGAGGGGCGCCGCGCCCAAGAAACCUCGGCUGGUGUUCACUGAUGUUCAACGAAGAACUCUACACGCAAUAUUCAAAGAAAACAAGCGUCCGUCCAAAGAAUUGCAAAUAACCAUUUCCCAGCAGCUGGGCUUGGAGCUGAGCACCGUCAGCAAUUUCUUUAUGAACGCGCGGCGGAGGAGUUUGGAUAAGUGGCAAGACGACGGCACCUCCAACCCAGUCAACACAUCUUCCUCAUCAAGCACUUGUACCAAAGCAUGAAGGAGAACCCCGGACUAAACCUCGGUGGAAUAGCUUUAAAAUCAAUGACCAGGACUCCAGACAGCAGGUCUAAUUAAUGAACUCAAAGACAAUAUAAUAUUUAUAUGUCCAACGAAACCAAAGACUUAAUUGACCUGCAUAAGGACUCCGUUCUACAACACUUUAUUAUGACUUUUGCAAAAAAAAAAGAAUCAAGCCGCUGGCCGUACACCUUCAUCGUCCAGCAUUGUUCAGUGUGUGUGGCUGUAAAGUCGUUGGAAACAUCGUCAUGAAACGAACAUUAUGUCAAACAUUGACCCAUUUCACUUCCUCGGAUAUACCACCAAGGUGUAUGUUGUAGAAAUACCAAUGCACGUGCCAGUGGCCAGAAAACUUUGCAAGGGGCUGGUCUGUGGGUUGUGCUCAGGCGUGACCCUUACGAUUGUGGAGUCGUUCUGUGUACACUUGGAAUGUGAUUGAAUUCGAGCUCUUUGCCGGUUGAACGCGAAAGCUCCAAUUCCGGGCACAGUUCAACGCUGUAAGAGCUCUUCUGUCACCUCACACUAGUGCAUUCUCUUUGUACCACAGGCCGAGGAAAUGCAACAGCUAACGACCAAAAAAAAAGAAUACCCAUUCUAUUUCACCAAACCCAGUAUUGUAGAUGAAAAUUCUGUUGGAUAACAAAGAGCGGGAUAAAUGACAGGGAGAUUUCGUCAGAAGCACAAAUAUUAGUUGUACUAGGAGCUUCGUUCUUCUACAAUGAAAUACGCCACUUACACUUUUCUAUUCUAGUAUGUCUUGCAUACCAAAUUACUAAUAUGGUAUAUUGGCUUUAUAUGUUACAGACGUGGUAGUAACUGUAAAAUCCAUGAGGAAACACAGAUUUGAUCCCUGUUCCUUGCUAUCCACACUGCUGCAGAGGCAAAUAAAGGCAACAAAGGAUACUUCCAUUUGGGGUUAGGAUGAUCAAAUAUUACUAACGGAAUGAAUACUUCAUUGACCACAGUAAUGAAUGCCGCAGCCUUUUCCGUGUCAGAAAUACCAGCCCGUACUUACAAGUAACAGCAAUAUCAAAUUCGCCUAGGUUUGGCACAAGAUGCCAGGAUAAAUCACUGCGGCUCGCCCUGUAUGUUUUAGGGUAAAUUUAUUAAACUUCCUUAAUACCAUGCAAGGAAUAUUCUAAAUCACGGUGGUUUGCAAAAUGAGUAUCGUAACACAAUUAAUAAAAGACAGUCACCCCACCUUAUAUGUUAGAAAAAUAAUAACUUAUUAGGUUUGUUACAUCUUUUGGAUAAUCAACUCCAAAAUGAACAUUUUUUUAAAAAAUCCCCUUCAUUAGACGUAUCUUAUGGAGUAUGCCGUGUUAUGUCAAUUAUUGGCCAACGUAACAAUCUCCAAAAUUUAGGUUCUUGUCCCUUAUGGAAGUAUUUCUACACAUAAUGGUCUGCACGGGCCGGGGAAGGUAAAGCGUAUAACCCUGGGAAGUCAGUACAGUAGAUGCAUUAUUUUUUCCCUAAGUUACCAUUACCAAAUGCUGACAGUAAAGCCAUCCAGUUGGACGCACCAAUAAAAAGGGAGGCACUUUACUGCUCGGUGCUGUUAACACCAAGAGUUGUUCUAUGAUUCAGGUGAGUUUUCCAUAGUGAAACCGAACAGAGGUCGAACUCUGUUGAAUAAAAAUCUGGGCUACUGAACGGUAUGUUUCAGGUUUUAGUCAAGAUGUGAUAUAUUCUUGACAGAAUGCAACACUUCAGUCACCCAGUUGCAGUUACGUAUUACCCUUUGUGCUUUAAAAAUUCUGCUAAAGAACCAAAGAUAACUCGUUAUUCAGGAACAUUGCACUUGUCAGCGAGCUACAAUGCAAAACUAGUUUUAAUGAAAUCGAUCAAUUGUAUUAGUAUCCAUCUUCGGGAUAGCUUAUCACACAUAUUACAAUGCUCUCAGAUGAAGUGGAUCAAGGUAUCAGCAAGAUACUUGGAGAAAGAUCUCAUGGGGCCUAUGACGACACACAGAUGUCUUAUGAGAAAAAUAAAUCAGUCGCCGAUGUAGAAGAGGAACGGCCUCUUGCAGUUUAAUUAGAUUUAACAAACAUACUGCAGUACUCGCUGUGGUGUUUUAUUCUGCUACAACCCUUUUGUGGCAUUUCUGAUAAAAGUCAAUAACACUAGCUUAAAUAAUUAUCGAGGAUUAAAUAUAUUUAUUCAUUGCAACAAGUCAAAUGACUCCAUUAAAAUAAUUUCUUUACCUCAAGUCUAACUU